GCGCCGCCACAGAAACUUUCCUGCUCCGGCCGCGGCCUGGAGCUUGGCCACCCGCGUCCUUAGAGCGACGAUGCUCCCCGACGACAACGACCGGAGCGGACCCGCGCCUCAGCCCGCCGCCCCUGCCUGCGCUCCCCUCGCGCCGCUGGAGGAAGCCUGAACCCUGCGCAGGCGGCGCGGUGCGCGGGGCCCGUUUCCCUGGCGCAGUCCCCCCGCGUCCCCACGCGCUCCCGGAGAUUGCAGGUUCCCAGCGCCGGCCGCGGUUGCCGGCUGCCUCGGCCGCCGCUGGCAGCCCCGCUGCCAUGGGGCUGCCCACUUUGGAGUUCAGCGAUUCCUAUUUGGACAGCCCGGAUUUCAGGGAGCGCCUGCAGUGUCACGAGAUUGAGCUGGAGCGAACCAACAAGUUCAUCAAAGAGCUCAUUAAGGACGGCUCUCUGCUCAUUGGGGCUCUGAGGAAUCUGUCUAUGGCAGUACAGAAGUUUUCCCAGUCACUACAAGAUUUCCAGUUCGAAUGUAUUGGUGAUGCUGAAACAGAUGAUGAAAUUAGUAUUGCUCAAUCACUGAAAGAAUUUGCGAGACUGCUCAUUGCAGUGGAAGAAGAAAGGCGAAGAUUGAUUCAAAACGCUAAUGAUGUAUUAAUUGCACCACUUGAGAAAUUUCGGAAAGAGCAGAUAGGUGCAGCAAAAGAUGGAAAGAAGAAAUUUGACAAGGAGAGUGAAAAAUACUAUUCCAUUCUUGACAAGCACUUAAAUUUGUCUGCAAAGAAAAAGGAGUCUCAUUUGCAGGAGGCAGAUACACAGAUUGACCGUGAACAUCAAAACUUCUAUGAAGCAUCAUUAGAAUAUGUCUUUAAAAUUCAAGAGGUUCAAGAAAAAAAGAAGUUUGAAUUUGUUGAACCGCUUUUGUCAUUCCUGCAGGGUUUAUUUACUUUUUACCAUGAGGGAUAUGAACUCGCCCAGGAAUUUGCACCAUAUAAGCAACAGCUGCAGUUCAACUUGCAGAAUACGAGAAAUAAUUUUGAAAGUACUCGACAAGAGGUAGAGCGAUUGAUGCAAAGGAUGAAGUCUGCCAAUCAGGACUACAGACCUCCCAGCCAGUGGACCAUGGAAGGCUAUCUUUACGUCCAGGAGAAACGGCCCCUUGGUUUUACAUGGAUUAAGCAUUACUGUACGUACGAUAAAGGAAGUAAAACAUUUACAAUGAGUGUUUCAGAAAUGAAAUCCAGUGGGAAAAUGAAUGGCCUUGUUACUAGCUCACCGGAAAUGUUUAAAUUAAAAUCCUGUAUCCGACGAAAGACGGAUUCAAUUGACAAACGAUUCUGCUUUGACAUUGAAGUAGUUGAAAGACACGGGAUCAUCACAUUACAGGCCUUUUCAGAAGCCAAUAGGAAACUCUGGCUUGAAGCCAUGGAUGGGAAGGAACCGAUUUAUACCCUGCCUGCCAUUAUUAGCAAGAAAGAAGAAAUGUACUUAAAUGAAGCAGGGUUCAACUUUGUAAGAAAAUGCAUUCAAGCUGUGGAAACAAGAGGCAUUACCAUCCUGGGCCUCUACCGAAUAGGAGGUGUGAACUCCAAAGUUCAGAAACUCAUGAACACCACUUUUUCUCCCAAAUCCCCUCCUGACAUUGACAUCGAUAUUGAACUGUGGGACAAUAAGACAAUAACGAGUGGGCUGAAAAACUACCUCAGGUGCCUUGCAGAACCACUGAUGACUUACAAGUUGCACAAAGAUUUUAUUGUUGCUGUUAAAUCUGAUGACCAGAACUACAGGGUGGAGGCAGUACAUGCGUUGGUGCACAAAUUGCCAGAAAAAAACAGGGAGAUGCUGGACAUCUUAAUAAAGCACCUGGUCAAAGUAUCACUACACAGCCAACAAAAUCUCAUGACUGUCUCAAAUCUUGGCGUCAUAUUUGGACCAACCCUAAUGAGAGCGCAAGAAGAAACUGUGGCAGCUAUGAUGAAUAUUAAGUUUCAGAAUAUUGUAGUUGAAAUUCUGAUAGAGCAUUACGAAAAGAUUUUUCACACUGCCCCCGACCCAAGCAUUCUUCUUCCACAACCUCAGUCUCGGUCUGGAUCACGAAGGACACGAGCAAUCUGCCUCUCCACGGGCUCUCGGAAGCCCAGGGGGAGGUAUACUCCAUGCCUGGCAGAACCCGACAGUGACUCCUAUAGCAGCAGCCCAGACAGCACACCCAUGGGUAGCAUUGAGUCACUCUCCUCUCACUCCUCUGAACAAAAUAGCACUACAAAGUCGGCAUCCUGUCAGCCCAGGGAGAAAUCUGGAGGGAUCCCUUGGAUCGCAACCCCAUCAUCUUCCAAUGGGCAGAAAAGCCUUGCUCUUUGGACAACUAGUCCUGAAUCAAGUUCUAGAGAAGAUGCAACCAAAACGGAUGCAGAAUCAGACUGCCAGAGUGUUGCCUCAGUCACCAGCCCGGGGGAUGUCUCCCCACCUAUAGAUCUAGUCAAGAAAGGGCCUUAUGGGCUUUCAGGACUGAAACGAACCUCUGCUUCCUCUCUCAGAUCCAUCUCUGCUGCUGAAGGAAACAAGAGCUACAGUGGAUCCAUUCAAAGCUUAAGUUCUAUAGGUUCCAAAGAUACACCCAAAACCCCUCCAAACCCAGACCUACCUCCAAAAAUGUGCAGGAGGUUAAGGCUAGACACUGCCUCAAGCAAUGGCUACCAACGACCUGGCUCAGUAGUGGCAGCAAAAGCCCAACUAUUUGAAAAUGUUGGUUCUCUUAAGCCAGUUGCUCCUGGGCGCCAAGCCAAAGCCAUGUACUCCUGUAAAGCGGAGCAUAGUCACGAGCUCUCCUUCCCACAGGGGGCAAUAUUUUCUAACGUGUACCCAUCAGUGGAACCAGGAUGGUUAAAGGCAACUUAUGAAGGCAAAACAGGACUAGUCCCAGAAAAUUAUGUUGUGUUCCUCUAAUACUAUUUAGUGGAUGGCAGUAUCUUCAUGGUAUCCAUGGUAACAAGUAGUAAAUGCUAUGAUUUUUAUCUGACACAGAUAUGGGGAUCCACCCACUAAAUGGAAACAGUCAAUUUCUUUCAAGUUCUUCACCAGCAGACUAUGAAGGUCCCUAUCAAUGGAAAAAAAAGAAGAAAAAAAUGUUUAAAUGAUUGGCCAUUCUUUUCUGGCUGGUUUCUUAUUUUAAAAUGUUUUUCUUCUUUCUUUCCUUUUUUUUUAUUUUUUUUUAACAAUCAGUAACCCUCCACAAUGUCUCUUCCAUAGCAACUGUGGAAUCUCAAAUACUGUGUUAUAUACACAUAUAUUUGGAAACCCAAAAUCUACUAUAUGUAUUUUUAGAUCUGUUCUUUCUGCAUUGCACUCUUUAAGGAACCUUGAAAUCAUUACUUUAAAAUGUAAUAUAAAUUGUUCAUUUAUUAUUUUUUCUUAAAAAUAUACUGCUUUUAUAUAUGAUUGUUUUGCUGGUCCUAAACAUUUCAAGGAUAUGAGUCUUUGUUUUAACAUAAUUUUAUUUUUGUUUGUUUUCCAAGUAGAUGAUAAUAUUCAAAAGCAAUAAUGUAUAUGAUAUCUGUAAAGAAAGCCAGAUUAAGUCAUACACUGAUACCACUGUAAACAAUUCAUUUAGCAUUCCAGAUACCUUCUACAGGUGUAGAACAGGGAGCAGCAAACUAUUUCUAUAAAGCUUUAAGGUACCUGGUAGUAAAUAUUUUCAUGGUGAGCUGGAUAUUGUUCUUGGGUCAUAGAUUGCUGAUCCCUGGUCUAAUUAGAGGAUGUGUAGAACUAUUUUCAUAACUUUUGAAUUUCUAUAAAACUUUAUUCUGUUAAUGUAUAAAUAUAUAUAAAUCAUAUGCACAUCUCCUCUGCUAGUAGCAUUAUAAAGGUAUCACAGAAGAAUAAUUACAAUUAUUUAAGAAUUACGAAAGUGUAGUAUAAAGGCAUACAACUUAAAUUCCACUUGUACUGCUGUUAAGUAUCCAAGUCUUAAUGAUAUCCAAUUUUGGCUUUUGAGAUGUUUUUAUAUAAAUGAUGAAGAUGUUUGAAGACUCUAGAAGGGAAGCUGUGCUUCUAAAGUCUAUGCUUAAUUGAAAUGACAAAUAAUCACAAAGGUUCAGGAUUCUUAAAUUAUUUCUAACCACAAAGUUGGAAAUUGUGCCAUCAUCUUUAUGAGGAAUAAAAUCUGGACAUGAUUUUCUUUUAUGUCAUUCCAUUUACAGCCUUUAUUAGGAAUGUCACUGAAUUUAUAGAGCAUAAAUAGAUCCCUUUACUGCCCAUGUAUACAUAUAUCCUCAACCUCUGGUCAUGCAUUGAUCAUUAUUUCUAGCAUUUCCAUUUUAAUAAUUCUAAUUUAGGUUUUCUAUAAAUGUCUACAUGUGGCAAAGAGCUUUCUUCUCAAGGUUCCAUAAAGCUGGCUACUGCCAUUGGACUGCCAUAGCUCUGGCCUGCUUGGUCUUGAUAUCUUACUCGUGACUUCAGAGUUCCACACUGUAUGGACACUCAGGUAUUGACUGUUAAACUGUGUUUAUAUGAUAUUAUCUGUAAUUUCAAUCUCUUCUUUAAAUGUUGUGUGUAGAAGUAACAGGUUAAUACACAUUGCGCACACACACCCAGCCAUGCCAUAGAGCAUCUAUGCUAUUAAAAAUAAAAACAGUGGAUUAGAACUAACAAAGAAAGAGAGUAACAGGAGGCAGAGAGACAACCAGGACUAAAUGUCAAUGAUUGAAAUACAGAAAUGAAAAGUAUUUUAAUGUUAUAAAAAUUAGUAAUGGAAUGGGAAACUCUGAUAAAAGGUUGUUAUCUAUUUCUUUUCUCUCCUACCAUUGAUCUCUGUUCGUUGCAAUCAGGGGAGGCUGGAGCAUCUUGGUGUAGGUCCCUGGUGGCCCUUUGUGGUAAUAAUCGCAUUGCUGACACUCAUUUCCCUCUGCUGGAACAGAAGAUAGUCUUCCCAAUGUACUAGUCCUUUUGUCUAUACGGCACCUCAGUUUAAGCACUUUUGCCAUCAUCUGGCAUCCUGCUACAUUAGAACCUCUUAAAGCAAAUUGACUUUCUUUCGCAGACCAACUUGACUUGAAAGAGAGAUUCAAAGUCCUACUUCAUUUGCUGCUGCAUAAAGCAAUCUCAACCUUCAUUUUAUUUUAACACAGACCAGAGUGUUCCUGCCUGUGAGUUGUCUGUGAGCUAAUUCUACUGAUGCUCAGAGAGGAAUGAAAGCUUUAGCUGUGCAGGAUGUGGGUGUGAAGCCUGGGAGGCUUUGCCGAUGGUGAGGCAUGUAUGGUAGCAAUACUUGCUCUGGGCCCUUUCCUGAAACAAGCUAUGACAGUGCUGAUCCACGCUGUGCCUCUGUCUGAAGUUUAAAUGCAGUAGAGUUGCGAGGAGGCUCUUUUUCCUACUGGUUACAUGGGUAAGCAGCUUGUGGCUAUUACUAGAUACAGGCUCACAUUGCUUUUCCCUUGAAGUACAUAUCCUACAGUUAAGGUAUUUGUGAGCAUUAAGAAAAUCAAGAUAUGCACUUGAAAUCAUAUGGAAUAUUACAUAGGAAGGUAAUUCCAGGCCUUUGAGAAGAUCAGUCACAUUCAAAAGUGUAAUAGCAUUUCAGUAACAAAACCUUAGCUUUUCAGGAACAAUGUGAAGAUAUGUUAGACUCGCUACAUCCACACCUUCCAGACACACCAUCUGUGCACUCUAAUCCGUUCUCGCAGUGUAGUCAGUGUGAGGAUGAGAUCAAGGGGUCUGAGUCAGCCAUCUCCUGUGUUAUAUGAAAACAUCUUGGUGUACAAAACACGUGCCUGUUUUACAGUUGACUCUUGUGUGGUGCCAUAAUUCUACCAAGUUUAUAGAAACUAGUCAGUCAAUCAACUGAAAGAUCUUCCUGUUAUAUGUGAAUAUCUAAGUAGUAAUCUUUGUAUUUUUUGAAGUCCAUGAAGUAUGCAAGAUGACUUUUCUCCUUGUUUGACGUGAGCACCUUGCUUGUUACAUUGGUUCUCUGUGUUUCAUAAGGUAUGUGAGCGUAGCCAGGCCUCUCAACAGUAGCUCUUGCAAAUAUGGUGGAGGGGGGGAAAAAGGUACUUAAUGAUCCCAGACUAUCCAGGUUCUCAAAUAGGAAGAAGAAAUUACUUUUAUUCUUAAUCUAUAACUAGCUUUACAUGUGUGGCAUUCCUUCUAACCAUCCACUAUGUUGUGAAGAAGACAGUCUUUUACCAUCCUGUGAGGAUGACACCCUGCUGACCUUGUCACACCCAGCCUCAUUCCUUUGGUCUGAGUAGAAAACGAUAUCCUUCUCAUGGAUAU
Tupaia belangeri chinensis (Chinese tree shrew) is the source of this 6251-nucleotide messenger RNA. It is a transcript of the gene ARHGAP42, whose product is annotated as Rho GTPase activating protein 42. Gene Ontology annotation, molecular function: GTPase activator activity; protein binding. Gene Ontology annotation, cellular component: cytoplasm. The record is from RefSeq and is a predicted model, not a curated record. Gene Ontology annotation, biological process: signal transduction. NCBI's taxonomy places the organism in Eukaryota, Metazoa, Chordata, Mammalia, Scandentia, Tupaiidae.